Aspergillus terreus NIH2624 is the source of this 1650-nucleotide messenger RNA. RefSeq names its product imidazoleglycerol-phosphate synthase. Lineage: Eukaryota; Fungi; Ascomycota; Eurotiomycetes; Eurotiales; Aspergillaceae. The transcript has 3 exons. Bases 1 to 1650 code for a protein of 549 amino acids. Gene Ontology annotation, molecular function: oxo-acid-lyase activity; imidazoleglycerol-phosphate synthase activity. Gene Ontology annotation, biological process: L-histidine biosynthetic process. The record is from RefSeq and is a predicted model, not a curated record.
AUGCCCACCGUCCACCUGCUCGAUUAUGUUGCUGGCAAUGUCCGCUCCUUGGUGAAUGCUAUAAACAAAGUUGGCUACGAUGUCGAAUGGAUCAAGUCUCCGGAGGAUGUGAAAAAUGCCGAGAAAUUGAUCCUGCCUGGCGUGGGCCACUUUGGCCAUUGUAUCUCACAACUAUCGGAGGGUGGCUUUCUGGGGCCUAUACGACAGCACAUCGAAUCCGGGAAACCGUUUAUGGGCAUUUGCGUCGGUCUCCAAGCGCUCUUCCAAGGAUCUGCUGAAGACCCCGAUGUGCCGGGACUGGGAGUGAUUCCUAUGCGCAUGCAAAAAUUCAACGAUCUUACAAAGAGCGUGCCUCAUAUCGGGUGGAAUUCUGCCAUCAAUACUGGCAAUUCCUCACAACAAAGCUUCUACGGGUUGGACCCUAGCAGCAAGUAUUAUUAUGUCCAUUCCUAUGCUGCACUCUACACACCCGGCGCUCUUGAGAAGGACGGCUGGUCUAUUGCCACGGCCACUUACGGCGACGAGGAGUUCAUUGGCGCCAUCGCACGAGGCAACAUCUUUGCAACUCAGUUCCAUCCCGAGAAGAGCGGACAGGCUGGCUUGCGAACGAUCCGUGCUUUCCUGGAUGGUGACCAAAUUCAGACGGUCCUUGAAGGAGCCUCUGGGAAGACAGCCACGGGACUGACUCGCAGAAUCAUCGCUUGCCUUGACGUCCGCGCAAACGAUGCUGGAGAUCUCGUUGUCACCAAGGGGGACCAGUAUGAUGUUCGCGAGAAAAGCGGCGUGGAUGCUGGAGGCCAAGUCAGAAACCUGGGGAAGCCAGUCGAUAUGGCUAAGAAGUACUAUGAGCAAGGAGCCGACGAGGUUACAUUCUUGAACAUUACGUCCUUCAGAAACUGCCCUGUUGCCGAUACGCCCAUGCUGGAGAUCUUAAGGAGAACAUCCGAGACAGUUUUUGUUCCCCUCACGAUUGGCGGUGGAAUCAAAGAUACCGUGGAUACCGACGGCACCGAAAUCUCGGCUCUCGAAGUGGCAACGAUGUAUUUCAAGUCCGGUGCUGACAAAGUGAGUAUCGGCUCGGAUGCUGUCAUUGCAGCGGAGGAAUAUUAUGCGGCCGGCGAGAAACUGUCCGGGAAAACGGCCAUUGAAACGAUAUCGAAAGCAUACGGAAACCAGGCCGUGGUGGUGAGCGUUGAUCCCAAGCGGGUGUACGUGCAAAGUCCCGAGGAUACCAAGCAUCACACCAUCAAGACCCAGUUUCCAAAUGAAGCGGGUCAGACUUAUUGUUGGUAUCAGUGUACCAUCAAGGGUGGUCGCGAGACACGAGACAUCGAUGUUUGGCAAUUAGCCAGAGCGGUUGAGGCGAUGGGCGCUGGAGAGCUCCUCCUCAACUGUAUCGACAAGGAUGGAAGUAACAGUGGAUUUGACCUGGAGUUGAUCAACGACGUCAAGGCCGCCAUCAAAAUACCAGUCAUUGCCUCCAGUGGAGCGGGCAACCCGGAACACUUCGCGGAAGUCUUCAACAAGACCACCACCGAUGCGGCAUUAGGUGCCGGCAUGUUCCACCGCGGUGAAUACACAGUGAGCCAAGUAAAGGAUUACCUGGGCGAGAAAGGAUUCUUGGUUCGCAGAUUCGAGGCAGGUGCUUAG